AUGUCGAAGAACACGUACUCGAGUCAGUUCCGGAAGAUAGACGUCGACUCAUUGGGCGAAGACGUGUUCAAAGAGGACGAGCCGUCGGCCGACGGGUUGGCCACCAAUGGUGUCGACGAGAAGGAGGUCUCGACUCUUAUGAAUGCCGGCAAACAUUCAGAGGCACUGAAAGUAAUGCUAAACAACAGUGCAAUCAAUACGAAGAACAGUGUUAUGAAAGACAACGCCUUCGCUCUUGUCUUACAAAUACUGAUGAGUAUAAGAGUGACGGAUAUCGACAAAGCCGUCGACACCCUCUCCACCGAUCAGAUCGAUGUCCUCAUGAAGUAUAUCUACCGGGGCUUCGAGUCGCCCACCGAUGGCAGUAGUGCUCACCUCUUGAUUUGGCACCAGAAGGCCUACGACAAGGGAGGCGUCGGAGCCAUUGUCCGCGUCCUCACCGACAAGAAACGGGUUUAG
Molecule: messenger RNA, 459 nt
Organism: Medioppia subpectinata
Lineage: Eukaryota; Metazoa; Arthropoda; Arachnida; Sarcoptiformes; Oppiidae
Source: the annotation of a GenBank genome assembly